AUGGCAGCUACCAACUCAGUAAUUGUUGCCAUCGUGCCACAUCCUGGAUUUAGUCAUGUCAAUUCGCUUUUCCUCCUUGCUCGCCUCAUUGCCUCACAUAAUAUACCGGUACACUUCAUUUGCCUUAGUGAAUUCAACCAAGAUUUAAAGUUGAGUGUUAAAGGUGAAUAUUUUGGGGAUACAAACAAUAUCCAUUUCAAUGAUAUUUUGAUUCCACCAGUUGAAUAUUGCGAAAGCACGGGAAACGGUGAUGAUCGUAUGGUUUUGUUUAGAGAGUUGAUGAAACAACACUGGGAUCCCGUUCAGAGAACCUGCCUGGAACUCUCCAAAAGUACAAAGAAAUUGGUCAUAAUUUAUGACUCGAUAAUGAGGGUUAUUUUAGGGGAUGUUCAUUCAUGCCACAACGUCGAUACUUAUAUUUUUCAUGUUGGCUCGGCUUUAAGCAAAUAUUCUAUGCUUCGACAAUCUAUCAAUGAUUUAGACGUUGUUGAUGAUGAUCAUGAAAAAUUGCUUCAUCAAAUGCAUGAUGAGUUCCCGACUAUGGAUAGUUGUUAUCCACCGCUUAUGGAUGUAUUCGUAAAAGAUUUACAUGAAUGGGACCUCAACUCAGGAGAAUUCAUGAUUUCUUCUAGAGAAGUUGAAGGUAAGUACUUUGAUUUACUUGCUAAUGCGAAAAACAAGAAGCCCUUGUGGGCACUUGGUCCACUUCAUAUGUUGCUACAAUUAUCACAUCAUGACUCUACUUCUUAUCGUCAUGAAUGUCUUGAAUUUCUCGACAAUCAAGAUGUUAAUUCAGUAAUAUUCAUUUCGUUUGGAUCAACACCUAAAUUAUCACAAGAGCAAGUCAAUGAGCUUGCGUUUGGUCUAGAAAAGAGCAAUCAAAGAUUUAUUUGGGUAAUAGGAAAAGGGGAUCAUGAUAAUAAUACUAAUAAUAAAAAAGGUGCAGAUAAAUUUGAAAAAAAAUUCGGAAAGAUUGAAUUACCACAAGGGUUUGAAGAGAGGGUGAAAAGUAGAGGAAUGGCGGUGAGAAAUUGGGUGCCCCAAUUGGAUAUCUUAGGGCAUCCAUCUACGGGUGGAUUUUUAAGUCAUUGUGGGUGGAAUUCCUGUAUGGAAAGCAUUAGCAUGGGAGUUCCAAUAAUAGCUUGGCCAAACGAGUGGGAACAACCCUAUAAUGCUAUCCUUGUAACUAAUGUUCUAAAAAUUGGAAUCUCACUAUUUAAUUGGACUCGCAAGGAUGAGUUAGUGACAUCAGAAUCAAUUGAGAAAUCUGUCAAAAUUUUGAUGGAUACAACAGAAGGGGAAGAGAUGCGGAAGAGGGCGGUCGAGUUGAGCAAUAAGAUCAAGAGUUCUGUUAGCCCCGGAGGUGCGACAUCUAAGGAAGUUGAAUCUUUCAUAUCCUAUAUUACCAAAUAA
This is a messenger RNA of Solanum stenotomum, 1413 nucleotides long. RefSeq names its product zeatin O-glucosyltransferase-like. The transcript has a single exon. The record is from RefSeq and is a predicted model, not a curated record. Gene Ontology annotation, molecular function: UDP-glycosyltransferase activity. NCBI's taxonomy places the organism in Eukaryota, Viridiplantae, Streptophyta, Magnoliopsida, Solanales, Solanaceae. Bases 1 to 1413 code for a protein of 470 amino acids.